AUGAAUUUCUUGCGAAGGCGCUUCUCAGACAGUAGUUUUGUGGCCAACUUGCCAAAUGGUUACAUGAUGGACCUUCAGCGUCCUGAUAAUUCCACCAGCAAUCCCGUUUCCCCAGCAACAGAGAGGAGGCAGCAGCCCUUGCAGCCACCUCCUCCUCUUUCUUCUGGUACCAGCAUCUUCAGCUCCAUCUCCAGUGCCAUGAAGCAGACCACGCAAGCAGCGGCAGGACCGACUGAGCCGACAGCAAGCCCCACUCCUGUUGUCCAGCAGAAACCCCAAAUCCUCUUAGUAAUUGAUGAUGCACACACAGAUUGGGCUAAGUAUUUUCAAGGAAAGAAGGUGAAUGGGGAAUUGGAGAUCCGAGUGGAACAGGCAGAGUUUUCAGAACUGAACCUGGCUUCAUAUGUAUCUGCUGGCUGCAUGGUGGACAUGCAGGUCAUUAGGAAUGGCAGUAAGGUGGUCAGCAGAUCCUUCAAGCCCGAUUUUGUUCUUGUCCGGCAGCAUGCUUACAACAUGGCUCUAGGAGAGGACUUCCGCAGCCUUAUCAUUGGCCUCCAAUAUGGUGGUGUCCACAGCAUCAAUUCUUUUUUCUCCGUCUACAAUUUCUGCAGCAAACCCUGGGUGUUCUCUCAACUAAUUAAAAUUUUCAACUCUCUGGGUCCUGAGAAAUUCCCUCUUGUGGAGCAAUCAUUCUUUCCAAGCCAUAAGCAGAUGCUCACAACUCCAACUUUUCCUGUUGUCGUCAAGCUGGGGCAUGCUCAUGCAGGAAUGGGGAAGGUUAAAGUUGAGAACCAGCACGACUUCCAAGACAUUGCAAGUGUGGUGGCCAUGGCCAAAACGUAUGUCACAACGGAGACCUUCAUCGAUUCCAAAUACGAUAUCCGAAUCCAGAAAAUUGGCAACAAUUACAAAGCUUACAUGAGAACGUCAAUCUCAGGAAACUGGAAAGCAAACACAGGUUCUGCCAUGUUGGAGCAGAUCGCCAUGACUGAGAGGUAUCGACUCUGGGCAGACUCUGUUGCAGAGAUGUUUGGUGGCCUUGACAUUUGUGCAGUCAAAGCUGUCCACAGCAAGGAUGGGAAGGACUAUAUCAUUGAGGUGAUGGACAGCUCAAUGCCCCUGAUAGGGGAGCACGUGGAAGAAGACAGGCAGCUAAUUGCAGAUCUGGUUGUCUCCAAAAUGACUCAGAUGGUUCUGACGGUGGGAUCUUCUCCUUCACCUCUGAGGCCUUGGCCUCAGCAGGUGUCGGUGAAGUCACAGAUGCAGCCUCAGCCAGGCCCUCAACUUGGACAGCUUUCCCAACCCCGACCGCCUCCUCAAGGGGGCCCGCGCCAGCCUCAGGGAUCACAGCCUCCACGCACAGUGGCUCCACCCCAGCAAAGGCUCUCUCCACAGGGUCAACAACCUCUGAGCCCCCAGUCCACCUCACCACAGCAGCAGAGAUCACCUGGCUCUCCCCAGCAAACCAGAACUUCCGCUGGAAGCUCACCGAGCCAGCCUUCCAGACCAGGCAUCUUCCCCCCACAGCAGCCUAGACCUCCAGCCCAAGGACGAGCUCCUGAACUCUCCAAGCAGCAGGCCGUUCCUCAUCCUCAUCUCAACAAAUCACAGUCCCUGACAAACACCUUCAGCCUCUCAGAAUCUUCCCAGAGGGGAAAUCCCAACGAGGAUGAGGCAAAAGCUGAAACCAUCCGCAACCUGAGAAAAUCAUUUGCUAGCCUGUUUUCUGACUAA
Molecule: messenger RNA, 1734 nt
Organism: Gekko japonicus
Lineage: Eukaryota; Metazoa; Chordata; Lepidosauria; Squamata; Gekkonidae
Gene: SYN3
Product: synapsin III
Exons: 14
Coding region: 1-1734 (577 amino acids)
Biological process (GO): neurotransmitter secretion
Cellular component (GO): synaptic vesicle; synaptic vesicle membrane
Molecular function (GO): ATP binding
Source: RefSeq, a predicted model, not a curated record